Molecule: messenger RNA, 666 nt
Organism: Brassica oleracea var. oleracea
Lineage: Eukaryota; Viridiplantae; Streptophyta; Magnoliopsida; Brassicales; Brassicaceae
Product: polyubiquitin-A-like
Exons: 2
Coding region: 1-666 (221 amino acids)
Biological process (GO): modification-dependent protein catabolic process; protein ubiquitination
Cellular component (GO): nucleus; cytoplasm
Molecular function (GO): ubiquitin protein ligase binding; protein tag activity
Source: RefSeq, a predicted model, not a curated record
AUGCAGAUUUCUAUCAAGACAUUAAAGGGAAAGAGCAUAAACCUAGAAGUCGAAGAUAGCUCCAACACUAUCGACGUUAAGAUCCAUGGGGAGCCGAUGAGUGAACUGGUUUUGCGACUGCGUCCUUCGGGUCGGGGUGAAGCAGCCAUGCGUAUUUUUGUAGCGACUCUCAGCGGCAGGUCCCAUACCCUUCAGGUUAAGGGAUCCGAUACCAUUGGAGAAGUCAAGACUAAAUUCUUUGAGAUUGAUGGCACUCCAGUAGACCAGCUGAGGAUAAUAUUUGCCGGCGUGAUUUCUAUUACGACGGUAGAGGGAAAAAACAUAAACCUAGAGGUGGAGGAUAGCUCCAAGCCCAUCGACCUCAAGAUCAAUGGACCCAUCCGUCAACUGGUUCUAGGUUUGAAUCCGGAUGCCUAUCCAACUCAGGACGCAUUCAUGCGGAUUUUUGUAUCGACUAUAAAGGAGAAAACAUUCAUCCUACAAGUGAAGGGGUCCGAUACCAUUAAAAAAGUCAAGACCAUGAUCCAUGAUCAGGGUGGCUUACCGGUGGACCAGCUGAAUCUUAACUUUCUUGGCAGCACGCUUGAAAACAGACGCACCGUAGCUUACUACAACAUCAAACCGGACUCCAAUCUUGUCAUUGUGCAGCGUGGUUGCAUCUGCUAA